UCUCGUCGAGCGACCUCCACAAACAUCACUUCCGGCCGUUCUUUUCAUCUUCUCUGGUUUCUGUUUUCGCGCUGCUCAGUUGGCAAGAUGGCGUCGGAACCGAACAAGACAGAAAUUUUCACCAUUUUUAAACGCUUGCGCUCCAUACCCACAAACAAGGCCUGCUUUGACUGUGCUGCUAAGAACCCGAGUUGGGCCAGUAUUUCAUAUGGAGUGUUUCUGUGCAUUGACUGUUCUGGGAUACAUCGCUCCUUGGGAGUGCACUUGAGCUUUAUCAGAUCCACAGAGCUGGAUUCCAACUGGAGCUGGUUUCAGCUGAGAUGUAUGCAGGUUGGAGGAAAUGCCAACGCGAUGGGGUUUUUCCGCCAGCACGGCUGUACCACCAACGACACCAAUGCGAAGUAUAACAGUCGUGCGGCUCAGAUGUACAGAGAGAAGAUUCGACAGCUUGCCAACGCUGCGCUCUCCAAGUAUGGCACUGAUCUGUGGAUUGACAACUCGGGCUGUGCUCAGCCAUCACCUGUAGAGAAGAGAGAGACUGACUUCUUUGUCGAGCACACACAGCCUGCCAACAGUUGGAACAUGGCGUCCCCAUCCCUAACAGAUGAGAACGGAGCCAUAACCCCUCAACUGGAGCAGAGCAAUCCUAAGAGUUCAGAGACCAGCACUCAGUCUGAAGAGGGUCCAAGCAUUGAAGGACUGAGCACAAGUCCUAAAGCUACAAUAGAGGACUCAAUGAGAUUGACGUCUGAAGAGUCUCAGUCUCCUGAAGAAGUGAAACCCUCCAUUAUUGGAAAGAAGAAGCCAGCCGCUGCGAAGAAAGGGCUUGGCGCUAAAAAGGGUCUUGGUGCCCAGAAGGUGAGCAGCAAGAGCUUCACUGAGGUGGAAAAACAAGCCCAGGUGGCAGAGAAAAUGAGAGAGGAACAGGUCGUUGAGGCCAAGAAACAAGGCGAAGAGUCCAUAGUGGCCUCGAUGCGAUUGGCCUACAAAGAGCUGGAGAUUGACAGGAAGAUGGAGGAGAAGAAACUGAAGAACCUUGAGGGCAAGAAGAAGGAACAGGCAGAGAGGCUGGGCAUGGGAUUCGGCAACAGGAGUGCCGUGUCUCAUUCCGUGAUGGCUGAAAUGCAGGUGAUCGAGCAGGAGACCCCGGUCGGAGUCAAAUCCUCUUCUCGUUCUAAGCUGGACAUGUUUGAUGAACCCAGCUUCGCCUCCGGACCGCCCAAGUACAAGGACAACCCUUUCACUUCAGGAGACAGCUUUGGCUCACGGUGGGACAAUGAUGGAGGAUCCUCAUUCUCUUCCUGGGCUCUGGAGAAGGAGGAGCCUAAAGAGAGUGAGGUCACCAUCUCAAGCAUCCAGCCAAUCGGAGAAAGGUUGCCCAGCCGACGGAAGCCUGAGGUGUCUGUGCCCGUCACAGAGUCCAGCGAAGCACAACAGAAGUUUGCCAAUGCUAAAGCAAUCUCAUCGGACAUGUUCUUCGGCCGUGAGAGCAACCCAGAGUAUGAAGCAAAGACUCGUCUAGAAAGCAUGUCUGGAAGCACCUCCAUCAGCUCUGCUGACCUGUUUGGUGAUGGCAGUGUCCGUUCCUCUGGCUCAUCAGGAUUUGACAACGUGCUUCCCUCCGGUCCUGACAUCGCCCAGUUCAAGCAAGGUGUGAAGACUGUUGCAGGGAAGAUGGCAGUGCUGGCUAACGGAGUUAUGAACACCAUUCAGGAUCGCUAUGGAUCUUACUGAAAGGACUGCAUUUGAAUGAAACGGAAGUUGCAUUACAGAACGCACCUCACUGCUGAUUGGCUCUGGUCUGUCUUUCCCACAUGAACACACAUCUGAGAAAGACCAAGACCCGGGAGCUCCCAAUCUCUCCCCAGACCACUGUAGACACUCUUGCUGACAGUAUUUUCAUUUCUUUUUGAGGACUCAGUGCUUUCUGUUCGAACUAACAGUCCUCUUUUCUCUGCAAUGUUCUGGUCUUUGAUUUCAAAUAGGUAUGGAUUUGAAAAGUAUUCUGUCUGGAAUUAAAUGUAUAACUAAACUUAGAGCGCUAAUAUGUUCUCAUGGCUUUCUUUUUGUAUUUUAACGGUAUCUGAAGACCUCGGUUCAUUCGGUGAACAAGGAAAGGAGCCCAUAUGGUAUAUUUAUACAUUGGAAUAUUUGGAGCCCAUUUCCUAAAUGCAAUCUAUUAGAUUUUGAUGCAUUAUCAUGAUUUUACAUUGACAAAGUUUGAGUGAUUAAGUGAUAAAAUAACAGUAAUAUUGUGCAAUAUGUCCUGGCAUGUCAAGGACGAGUUCUUGAGGCUUUUUGUGAAUGCGGAUGUGUAAGUGAUCCAUGGAGUUUGAGUUGUCAGGACCGAUGAUUUUAAACUGAACCCUGUUUGUUUUUGCAUGCCAGCAUAAGCCGAAGACACUGGUGCUGUAUCCGAUUUCCAGCAUUCCCUCGUAUUUACAAAGAAAAUGCUCAAGAAGCCAAGCAGGCUGAGGAGGUUUACAGCGAUGUGAUUUAAUCAACGGCAAUUUAACAAGACGCCCUCAGUUUAGAUGAUAAAAUGCCAUAUGAUUUUUUUGUUUUUUAUUUAAAGUUCACCCGCUAUCGUCUGUUUUCUGGUAAUCUGCAUGUGCAAUACUGUUUCCUAGUACAUGCAUUACAGCCUUUCUUUCCUUUUCUUUCGGGUUAAUGCCAGACGGGGAGCUAGCGAAUGGCAUUUGUCUGCCUGUCCGUUUGUAUCCCAAUGCUAAAGUUGAAAAUAAAGAACAACAAUCCAACUAC
Molecule: messenger RNA, 2763 nt
Organism: Sinocyclocheilus grahami
Lineage: Eukaryota; Metazoa; Chordata; Actinopteri; Cypriniformes; Cyprinidae
Gene: arfgap2
Product: ADP-ribosylation factor GTPase activating protein 2
Exons: 17
Coding region: 88-1734 (548 amino acids)
Biological process (GO): COPI coating of Golgi vesicle
Molecular function (GO): GTPase activator activity
Source: RefSeq, a predicted model, not a curated record